Messenger RNA from Musa acuminata subsp. malaccensis (wild Malaysian banana), 880 nucleotides. RefSeq names its product nascent polypeptide-associated complex subunit alpha-like protein 1. Gene Ontology annotation, cellular component: nascent polypeptide-associated complex; cytoplasm. The record is from RefSeq and is a predicted model, not a curated record. Lineage: Eukaryota; Viridiplantae; Streptophyta; Magnoliopsida; Zingiberales; Musaceae. Gene Ontology annotation, biological process: protein targeting to membrane.
AACGGCCACCGUGAGUCUCACUGGGGCUAUCGGUUCUCGUUAGGGUUUUGCAGCGGCCCGCCGGUUUUUUUCUCUUUCCGAUCCGAUCUCAAUGACUGCCCAAACGCAAGAAGAACUCCUCGCUGCUCAUCUCGAGCAACAAAAGAUCGACCCCGAUGAACCUGUCGUUGAAGAUGACGAAGAGGAGGAUGAUGAUGAUGAUGAAGAUGAUGACAAAGAUGAUGCUGAAGGGCAAGCAGGUGAUGCUUCUGGAAGAUCAAAGCAGAGUAGAAGCGAGAAAAAAAGUCGAAAGGCUAUGCUGAAGCUUGGUAUGAAGCCAAUACCUGGUGUUAGUCGUGUCACUGUGAAGAAGAGCAAAAAUAUAUUAUUUGUCAUCUCAAAACCAGAUGUUUUCAAGAGCCCAACCUCAGACACCUAUGUCAUUUUUGGAGAGGCCAAAAUUGAGGACCUGAGCUCACAGUUGCAGACUCAGGCUGCGGAGCAGUUCAAGGCCCCUGAUCUGAGCCAUGUGAUCUCAAAACCUGAGCCAUCUGCCGCAGCACACGAUGACGAAGAAGUUGACGAAACUGGGGUGGAGCUGAAAGACAUCGAAUUGGUGAUGACCCAGGCUGGGGUUUCCAGGUCGAAGGCUGUCAAGGCACUCAAAGCAGCUGAUGGUGAUAUUGUCACUGCUAUCAUGGAACUUACCAAUUGAUGUUUGAAAUAUCUAGAAAAUGUUUUUGUCAGAUCCUGUUGGUCAGUUUGUGUUUCCUCGAGGAUAUAUGUGCUGAAGCCCGCUUCAUUUGUUGGCUUGGGUGGUUUUAUGUUUUUAUUUAUAUGCUGUAGUACUAAUGCGCUCUUAUACUGCCUAAUUAUAUUUGUUUGCUUGUGUUUUCUACUA